Messenger RNA from Effrenium voratum, 690 nucleotides. Lineage: Eukaryota; Dinophyceae; Suessiales; Symbiodiniaceae. The record is from the annotation of a GenBank genome assembly.
AUGCCAAGACAACCGGAGCAGCUGCUGGCCUCUCCGCCGCUGAUCUUCGACCCACCUCCGCGCCGUACAUAUGACUACCUCUCAGAUGGGGACGCAUAUUGUCUGGAGCCGCGCAGGAGCACGGACACGGAUCGGGUGCUCAAGCACCGGAACUCCACGCCCAAGGCCGAAGGUCGCGAACCCGGCCGCGGCGUGAAGCCGCGGCCGAUGGUCGCGCGGCCGGCGGCGCGGCGGAGCAGGCGGAAGCACUCCAAGCAGGACUUGGAGACCCAGAGGAACACGGAGGACGCUUCAGCCACCUACUGGCAAGAUGACCGGCAAAAUGAGGCUGAAGGUCCGGGUCUGGCUGAAAGUCACGCCCAUAUUGUCGUGGACUCGGACGUCUCAGAGGACACGGAGGAGAGACCCAGUUCCGAGUAUGAGCUGGAACUCAACGAGGAGGAUGCUGACAAGGCUGGGCUCUCUGCGCUGCUGCAGGAUGUGAAGGAGCAAGGCCCCAGUUCUGUCAGCGCCUUCCGGGCAGCGCUCGCCGAGGGCCGGCAGCCCUUGCGCUCGGUGAAGCUCUGCUUCGUGGGCCACGCGCGCGCGGGGAAGACCUCCACGCUGCGGGCGCUGGCGGACAGGAGCUUUGAUCCAGAGCAGCCGAGCACUCACGGUCCGGUGCUCAAGCGAUUGAAAGAUCGGGUCUAG